UGUUAACUAGUUAAGUAAAUAGGUUAAUUUCGAUUUAAUAUUUUUUAUAUCUUGGGGGUUUUUUUGCGUUUAGGCGGGAUUUGAACAGCUUUUGGGCUGCGGAAAAGUCAGCCAUAUCUGGCAACACUGACGGUAUGUCAGGAAGGCAGCAGAAAUACAAACACAGCCAGUCCUCCAAACACUAGGACACAGAUCACCCGGAAGAUUACACGCAAGUCUCCUGCAAUCGGUAGGAAACUCGAUAGUUGGGAUAUCAAUAAUUGAAUAAAACAAAAAUCGCCGUUGGAAGCAUUACAACUCAGAACUGAAACUUCAAAAAAUUAAUCAUGGCACAUAUGUUCAAUAUCUCUGACGAUUCAGAGACAGAAACAAUGGAAGACAGUGAAGACUCGAGCCUGAAUAAACACAACUGUGGGUCGAAACAGAAAAAGCAGCACCUCACUGUGCCUGAUAGGCUGAAAGGAGAGCAACUGGGCAGACAGAGGAACCUCUCUAUGAAUGAGGAGGACUUGCUGGAGACUGGAGUUGCAGAAGAUCCUCAUAUGCUUGGGGAUCCUUUCAGGCCGAGAUCCCGCUCAGCUCCUCCUGCUUUGUGGGCAGCUAAGAAAUACGGCCAACAGCUGAGAAGAAUGAGUGAUGAGUUUGAUAAAGGGAUGAAGAGAGUAAAAAGUGCAGGAACUGCGCGUCAGAUGAGUCAAUCGCCCAGCUGGUUGGCCUUUCUUUGGAGUCACAAAGAGUCUGAUGCUGAGUCGCGCCCUGCAGAGUGACUGACAGUGAGUGAAUGAUAGAUGAAGAACGAAAAGAGAACUACUGUACAUAACAAUUGAUGGCAGAAAAUAAGGGUGCGCUGCUUUGAAGAGAAGGAAUAAUUCCACUGACUGGUUCUAAAGUCAGGAGCUGCACUGGGACCCUUGACUAUUGAAUAAGGCAUGAUCUGUUUCUCACUGGCAAGUGCAAUGGCCACGAAGACAACAAAAUGGAGUUUCCCAGGCUCUGGGAUUGUUAUGCAGUAAACUUUAUAAAUGUGAACGUAAACUUGCGCAAAGCACAGACUUUGUCACUCUCCCGUAUCGGUUUUGAGAUGAAAUGUUUUAACAAAUGAACGUCAGAAACAUUAGAUAUCAUAUCUAACCAUACUGUUAGACAGUCAGCUGUACAAAAUCUGGUUUUACUGUGAAGGACCUUUGGCCACUUCGAAGGCCCAGAGUUAUCAUCAUCUCAGAGUCAUAAAAAUGUCUUGGAAUUGUCCACACAAACAACAACACCAAUAAGCACAAGAGCCCAGAAACAAAGAUGGGUCUAAAUAUCCAAGAUUGUAAGAACGGGGGACACCAUCGUUGCUGGUAUUACUUGAAAAUGACAGAUUUUAAAUGCCUUGUAACUUUUUAUGAAUUAAGACAAUUAUUUUACUGUGAUGUUAUUUUUCUAUUGUUUGUAACCAAUAUAUUCUAAUAAAAACCUAAUAAACUA
Danio aesculapii is the source of this 1470-nucleotide messenger RNA. RefSeq names its product BCL2 associated agonist of cell death b (gene badb). Gene Ontology annotation, biological process: apoptotic process. The coding region runs from base 327 to 767 and encodes 146 amino acids. The record is from RefSeq and is a predicted model, not a curated record. The transcript has 4 exons. Gene Ontology annotation, cellular component: mitochondrion. NCBI's taxonomy places the organism in Eukaryota, Metazoa, Chordata, Actinopteri, Cypriniformes, Danionidae.